Fonsecaea erecta is the source of this 702-nucleotide messenger RNA. RefSeq lists its product as hypothetical. The record is from RefSeq and is a predicted model, not a curated record. The transcript has 2 exons. Lineage: Eukaryota; Fungi; Ascomycota; Eurotiomycetes; Chaetothyriales; Herpotrichiellaceae. Bases 1 to 702 code for a protein of 233 amino acids.
AUGAGAACCUCGCCGGGACUCUGGAGUCUGCUAAGACUCCCCGGAAUCUUACCAGCACUGCCCAAACGGGACGAUCUCUCCUUCACAUCUCUGGGGGCAGAGCGUAACGACGCUGGGACCCGGAACUUGUCAUCCUUGGAUUUGUCACUUUGGGACUAUGACCCUGGUCUUGUCUCUUCUCGUCUCGUCUCGCCUCGUGAAUAUAUCAUCAAUUUACUCUUGCUGCUUGGGGGAGGUUGUACCUUUUCCUCUGAUGUGUGUCUCUCUCCGUCCACACCGGUCAGUCCCGCGACCAAGGACCUCGUGGCACGAUUCUUCCACCUGGUCGACCAGCAGGACGACAACGUCGGGCCGUUGUUGGCUGAGGAAAUCUUCACGCCCGAUGCGAGAUUCGUCUCGGCAAACAGCGCAUUCCAGGGCAAGGAGAAAAUCGCAAAGAGUCGAGCCAGCGCGUGGAACGUCGUGACCUUCCGCAAACACACAGUUGACAAGGUCUACGCGGGGAGCCCAGACGGCGCGGACCUGGUCCUCACGGGCACCCUCGAGAGUCGCACGAAGGGCAGCGGCUCUACGACCACCGUCACAAAAUUCGCGGGGAGGGCCGUGGUCGAUCAGAGUGUCGAUCAGAGUGCCGGCGCAGGGCCGAGGAUCAAGCACUACCAGGCGUGGAUUGGGCAGUCUUAUGCAGCGAAUCAAUCAUGA